Messenger RNA from Plasmodium gallinaceum, 552 nucleotides. RefSeq names its product conserved Plasmodium protein, unknown function. NCBI's taxonomy places the organism in Eukaryota, Apicomplexa, Aconoidasida, Haemosporida, Plasmodiidae. The transcript is spliced from 2 exons. Bases 1 to 552 code for a protein of 183 amino acids. The record is from RefSeq and is a predicted model, not a curated record.
AUGGAUGAAAAACAUUUUAUACAAACAUUCGAAAAUAUUAAUGAAGAUAGUAUCCCAUCACCAUUAAUUAAGCAUUCAAGUGAAUGCAAAAAUUACAACCAUAAAAAAAAUAAAAAUAUUGAUGGAUUUAUUUUAGAAAGUUCUCAUAAAACAAAUGGAAUGAAGAAAGAUGAGGAUAAAAAAUAUUUUUGUAUAAAUAUUAAUAAAUUCAAUGGAAAAUGUUAUCAUAAAAAAAUUUCUAUCAUUGAUCAAACUCAUUUACAUUUAACAUUGGGUGAAUCACUAAUAUACAUUCUUAAUAUUUAUUUGCAAAAAAAAAUUAUAAGUAAAUGUUUAUAUAAUAGAAUUCUUUAUUCAUUUCAACUUGCAAUAAUAGAGAUUUUAAGUGAAGUAAAAGAAUCUAAAGAAAAUAAAUGGAAUAUUAAAGGAAAAUUAAUAAACUCAAAAAAAGAAAACAAUACACAAUUAUUUUACUUAGAAAAUGCUUUUCUAUCUCUUAAAAAUAUUAUUUUACAUGUUCCUUUAUUAAAAAUUAAAUCUAUAGAUAUAUGA